Messenger RNA from Capra hircus (goat), 2309 nucleotides. RefSeq names its product ankyrin repeat and BTB domain containing 1 (gene ABTB1). Gene Ontology annotation, cellular component: ubiquitin ligase complex; cytoplasm. NCBI's taxonomy places the organism in Eukaryota, Metazoa, Chordata, Mammalia, Artiodactyla, Bovidae. Gene Ontology annotation, molecular function: protein binding. The record is from RefSeq and is a predicted model, not a curated record.
GUAUCUGCUGGAGCAGCGAGAAGUGGAGGUGAACGUGCGGGACAAGUGGGACAGCACCCCCCUGUACUACGCCUGCCUCUGUGGGCACGAGGAGCUGGUGCUCUACCUGCUGGCCAACGGAGCCCGCUGCGAGGCCAACACCUUCGACGGUGAGCGCUGCCUCUACGGCGCGCAGAGCGACGCCAUCCGCCGGGCGCUGCGUGACUAUAGGCAGGUGACGGCCUCCUUCCGGCGGCGGGACCUCUACUAUAGCUUCCUGCUGCGGCUCCUGGAGCAGGGCCUCCACAGCGACGUGGCCUUCGUGGUGCACGGCAAGUCCUUCCGGGCGCAUCGCGGCGUUCUGGGCGCACGCAGCACCUACUUCGCCCACAUGCUCGACACCAAGUGGAAGGGCAAGAGCAUGGUGGUCCUCAGGCACCCCCUGAUCAACCCCGUGGCCUUCGGGGCGCUGUUGCAGUACCUGUAUACAGGCUGCCUGGACGUCGGCGUGGAGCAUGUCAGCGACUGUGAGCGCCUGGCCCGGCAGUGCCAGCUGUGGGGCCUGCUCGGUGCCCUGGAGGCCAAGUUGGCCUCCAAGCCGGGUGUGUGCAUGAAGGUGCUGACUAUCGAGCCCCCCCAGGCGGACCCCCAGCUGCGGGAGGACCUGGCCCUGCUGGCUGACUGCGCCCUGCCCCCUGAGCUCCGGGGCGACCUCGGGGAGCUGCCCUUCCCCUGCGCCGGCCUCAGCAGCUGCCCCGACGUCUGCUUCCGCGUGGGCAGCUACGACUUCCUCUGCCACAAGGCCUUCUUCUGUGGCCGCAGCGAGUACUUCCGGGCCUUGCUGGACGACCACUUCCAGGAGAGCGAGCAGCUGGAGGCCUCAGGCGGCCUCCCGGCCGUCACCCUGCACAGCGUCUCGCCUGAGGUCUUCACACACGUGCUGUACUACGUGUACAGCGACCACACCGAGCUGCCGCCAGAGUUGGCCUACGACGUGCUGAGCAUGGCCGACAUGUAUCUGCUGCCGGGCCUGAAGCAGCUGUGUGGCCGCAGCCUGGCCCAGCUGCUGGAUGAGGACAGUGUGGUGGGGGUGUGGCGUGUGGCCAAGCUGUUCGGCCUGGCGCGCCUGGAGGACCAGUGUACCAAGUACAUGGCCAGGGUCAUCGAGAAGCUGGUGCAUCAGGAGGACUUCGUGGAGGCCGUGCGGGAGGAGGCCGCGGCCGUGGCCGGCCGGCAGGAGACGGACUCCAUCCCACUGGUGGACGACAUCCGAUUCCACAUGGGCAGCCUGGUGCAGACCCGCCACGCCAUGGAGCAGGCCGCACAGCGCCUGCGGGUGCUGGAGGAGCUGCUGGUGUCCAUCGGCCUGGACUGCUGACCGCCACACGGGGCUGUCAGGGAGCCGGGGGCGUCCCGGUGGCUGCAGCGGCUCUCUCCACUCUGCUUGGGGCCCCAGGAGGUUCGCCUGGGGAUGAGGCCUUUCUCAGCACAAACCAGCCCCCGAGCUCUGGGGCUGGGCACCACUCAGGGCAUCCUGGGGUGAGGGUCUCUAAGGGCCUUCCUCCUUCAGCCCCCGCCCCUCCUGCCAUGUCUCCCUGGGGGAGCUGGCUUAUUUGCACAGAGCCGCCACGAGGGGGCCACAGUGUCAGCAUGGCAGUAAAGCUUGACUUCACUGUGGGAGCUUGUGUGCCAGGACGGGGUAGGGGGCCUCAUCGACAAGAGAUGGUGUUGGCUGGCGCCCUGAGACCUGCCUGCCGGGACCGGCCCCCUGCCAGGCAGGCUCCUCUUGCUGAGGGCAGCCUGUCCCCCACCCUCGGGGGCCAGGGCAGCCUGUCCCCCACCCUCGGGGGCCAGGACAGGUUUGGAGGAGCCAGCAGUUGCUUCCCCGGCAACGAGGCAAGCCGUCUGCGGUCUGGUACACACUUAGUGAGCCCCGCUGUUCUUACUGCCGUGGGGCUAAGGACAGAAGUCACUGUCUGUGUGACCUCAGCCUGGAGCCCAGCUCCCCAUGCCUGCUUCUAAGCGAACGCUCGAAUCAGUGUUCAGGCGUUACUGGUGAAAAUGAUCCGUGCAUUCUAUCCCAAGCCUAGACCCCAGCAGUGUUCACAUCUGGGGAAGUAGACCAACCACCAAGGAAAAACGCAGCAACAGGAGAAGUUCUCGGUAACACGGAGUGUAGGAGCAGCUUGUGGCCCCCAGGAGACGGCCUGACAGCACGGACGCUGCCCCGUCAUCCCGGGGGCACCAGAGCACAGCCACGGCCGAUGUUUCUGUGUGGAUUGUCGGCAUUUGGGUCCCUAAUGACAUUAAAAUAUCGCUUAUUUUGAUUA